Arabidopsis lyrata subsp. lyrata is the source of this 1221-nucleotide messenger RNA. RefSeq names its product EMBRYO SURROUNDING FACTOR 1.3. Gene Ontology annotation, biological process: suspensor development. The transcript is spliced from 2 exons. The coding region runs from base 943 to 1212 and encodes 89 amino acids. Lineage: Eukaryota; Viridiplantae; Streptophyta; Magnoliopsida; Brassicales; Brassicaceae. The record is from RefSeq and is a predicted model, not a curated record.
ACUCGAGAAGACAGCAAACCUCACAAGACAGUUGUUUGAGAAACCCAAACCAUGAAGUCAUUAAUCUGCAUAAUCAUGCUCUUCCUCUUUGCUCUGCAUGCAUGUACGUAUAUAUAAUUUGUUUUUUCUCAUAUAUACAAGAGCAAAGAAACCUCAAAACUAUCACGAUCCAUUUCUUGUUUACGACCACAACUUCUUGAUUAUGUCUCGAGUCAUGUUUAUUCUACACACAUAAUUUGGUUUGUUUACACACAAUUUGGUUUGUGUGUGUUCAAAUCAAUGUGUAGGUGGGAAGAUGGAGGUGAAAGAGAUAAGGAGAUCGAGCAAGAUCUAUUUACCACCGUGUAUCCACGAGACUUGCACCGCUUUCUCAGGGGAAAAAAAUUGUUGGUGCUGCUUCCAAGUUAAACAUAAAAGAGAUCGUUGUUGGAAAGAGAAAGAAUAUCCCAACGCUAAGGAGCUUUGCUUCGAGCAAUGUUCAAAGCAGAUUUAAAAACGUUUGAUAAAUCGAAUAUUGUAUGUUGCUUAUUUGAUUUGUCCAAAAAAAAGAAUUUAAAAAAGUAUGUUGCGAUUUCAGGCUUUUCCAAAGCUUUUUUUUAUUCAAUACCAAUGUGUUUUUUUUUUUAAUGAUAUGUAUUUCGAUAAAUAAUAGUUUAAUCAUUCAAUAAUAAAUCAGCACACUCGAAAUAAAAAUAUAAUACAUUAACAAAAAUAGUUUCAAUAAUAAUUAUGAAUUACUUAACCGAGACGUUGGAAAAAUUGACCAAAAUAUUUGAAAAUGGAUAAAAAUCCUGAAGUUAAAGAAUUAUCUUGUUAUUUCCUUAAAAGAAAAUUAAGUUGUUCCUAAUUCAAUUUUCUCUACUUCUUUAUAUAUCAAAAGUUUUACAUUAUCAUACAACAACUCGAGAAGACAAUAAAACUCACAACACAGUUGUUUAAACCAUGGUAUCAUCACAUACAACUUUAAUCUGCAUAAUCAUGCUCUCCCUCUUUGCUCUGCAUGAAUGUGGCAAGAUGGAGGUGAAAGAGAUAGGGGGAUCGAGCAAAAUCUAUAUACCACCGUGUAUCCAUGAGACUUGCAGUGGUUUCUCACUGAAAAGUGAUUGUUGGUGCUGCUUGCAAAUUAAACAUAAAAAAGAUCGUUGUUGGAAAGAGAAAGAAUUUCCCAACGCUAAGGAGCUUUGUUUCGACCAAUGUCCAAAGCAGAUUUAAAAACCGUUG